Blepharisma stoltei is the source of this 228-nucleotide messenger RNA. The record is from the annotation of a GenBank genome assembly. Lineage: Eukaryota; Ciliophora; Heterotrichea; Heterotrichida; Blepharismidae.
AUGCUUGGAAGCACGUCAAUGAUGAUGAGAUGUCAUGAUUUAAUGUUAGAAGAUAUAGAAAAAAAAGAGUGUAGGGAAAGAAGUGGGAGUUGUUCAGAUGCAACUAGACUCGAAGUAGCCUACAAUAUUGCAAGAUAUACUAAUACAGUUCAGGCUUUGUCUGAAAUGGAUACUACAAGUGAGAAGAAAAACCAAAAAUUCAUUAGCUGCACUUGUGCAAUUAUGUAA